This is a messenger RNA of Zasmidium cellare ATCC 36951, 1494 nucleotides long. RefSeq lists its product as uncharacterized. Gene Ontology annotation, molecular function: oxidoreductase activity. The record is from RefSeq and is a predicted model, not a curated record. Lineage: Eukaryota; Fungi; Ascomycota; Dothideomycetes; Mycosphaerellales; Mycosphaerellaceae. The transcript has 2 exons. The coding region runs from base 1 to 1494 and encodes 497 amino acids.
AUGACAUCCACAGGCAGAAUCCCCGUCUCAGUCGUAAUACAACAUUCCUCCCCAUCAGACUGCUGGAUCGUCGUCAACGGCAAAGUCUACGACCUCACCAAAUUCGCCCCCAACCACCCAGGCGGCGCACACAUAAUCCACAAAUGGGCCGGCCGAGACGGCUCAUCAGCCUACAACGACUUCCACGCCGCCGACCUAAUCGAAAACGAACUCUCCACAGAAGAAAAGAAAGGCGCCCUGGAUGAAUCCACCAUCGACGACGCCUGGCGCGAGAGCUCACAAGACAAAUCCUCCCCUUCCCCUCAAAACAUCUCGAACAUGAACGAAAAACCUCCCCUCUCGACCCUCAUCAACCUGCACGACUUCGAAGAAGCCUUCGGCCGCUUCGGCUCCCAAAAGGCCUGGGCGUACACCUGGGCCGCCUCCAACGAUCUCAUCUCCCUGAACCUCAACAAAUCCUGGUGGUCCAAGAUCCUCUUCCGCCCCCGCAUCAUGCGCGAUGUCUCCGCCAUCAACACCAAAGCCACCAUGCUCGGCGCCGAAGUCAGCAUGCCCGUCUUCAUCUGCCCGAUGGGCAUCGCCAAAACCGCCGGUCCAGAAGGCGAGAUGGCACUGGGUUCCGGCGCCGCAAACGCAGGAAUCGUGCACUGCAUGAGCACCACGGCGUCCUUCUCCGCCGAGGAGAUCCUGACGAGCGUCCCGCCAACAUACCCCUACUUCUUCCAGCUGUACGUCGACCGCACCCGCUCCAAAACCGAAGCCCUCCUGUCCCGCCUCGAGGCCUUCGCGAACAUCAAAGCCAUCUUCGUCACCGUCGACCUCGCCGUCGUAUCCAAGCGCGAAGCGGACGAACGCCUCGUCGUCUCCGAGCAAGUCUACACCUCCUCCGACGGCCAAGUCUCCGGCGCGGACAAGAAAGGCGCGGGGCUCGCCCGUACGACGGGGAAUUUCAUCGACUGGAAACUCUCCUGGAGUGAUAUCCCCUGGCUGCGCCGACACACCACCAAACCCCUCGUUAUCAAAGGCGUCCAAUCCGCCGUGGACGCCAAACUCGCCCUCGAGCUCGGAUGCGCGGGUAUCGUGGUGAGUAACCACGGUGGGAGGGCGCUGGACGGCGCGCCAGGGACGGUGGGGAUUUUAUUAGAACUCCGCCGAGAUUGUCCGGAAGUCUUCGACCGCAUGGAAGUUUUCGUCGACGGGGGCGUGCGCAGAGGCAGCGAUAUCCUCCAAGCCGUCUGUCUCGGCGCGAGGGGCGUCGGUGUCGGCAGACCGUUCCAGUGUAGCGUUAUGUAUGGCAAGGAAGGGGUGGAACAUGCUGCGUUGCUUCUGCAAGACGAACUCGAAACCGCGAUGCGGCUGUGCGGCGUGACGGAUCUGGGGAAAGUCAGAGGGGAUCUCUCGUACUUGAAUACGGUCGAGUUGGAGCGGUUUCUUCCUCCGAGGCCCAGUUGGAGCUGGAAGUCGUGGUUUGGGGCGAGGCAGUCGAAGUUGUAG